AUGGUGGACGAAAAGACAGCUCGACAAGAGCCAGCAUGGUCGACCGUCAACCCCACCGAUGACGCGCUCGCGGUCGACGGGGAUGAGAAGAGGUCCAUCUCACUCUCCGGAUCCAAGACCGGGGCAAAAUGGACCACCAGAACAAUCAACACGCUCACUUGGAUGCCGCCAUGGUGUCGAUACAACCCACAGAAACCUCCAGUCUUUUCCGUCUGGCAUAACGUCCUCUUCGCGUUCGCCGGCGCCUUCACCGUCGGCAAUCUCUACUACAACCAUCCGAUCCUGAAUAUUUUGGCCAGGGACUUUGACGUGCCGUAUGUGACGGUAUCACGCAUCCCGACGUUGAUGCAGGCCGGCUAUGCGACGGGCUUGCUGUUUGUGUGUCCGUUGGGGGAUCUUCUGAAACGCCGGCCCUUGACGUUGGUGUUGAUCUUCUUCACGGCGACUAUGUGGAUCGGUCUCUGCCUCACCCGUUCCUUCACAGCCUUCUGCGCCAUCUCAUACAUGUGUGCCAUCACGACCGUCAUCCCACAGGUGAUGCUCCCACUAGUCGCGGAGCUCGCGCCGCCACACAAACGCGCCCUCUCCCUCAGCAUCGUGACGUCGGGCAAUCUUCUGGGGAUCGUGAUCGCACGCAUCCUCUCCGGGGUGGUGACGCAAUACACGUCGUGGCGGGACGUGUACUGGAUCGCGCUGGGCCUGCAAUUCCUGAUCCUGAGCGCCCUGUGGCUCUUCAUGCCGGACUACCCGUCGACCAACCCGGACGGACUGAACUACGUGAAGAUGAUCGGCGGGAUUGUGCUCCUGUACAAGAAACACGCCGUGCUGGUGCAAACGGGCAUCAUCAGCUUCUGCAUCUCGGCCGCCUUCACGAGCUACUGGACGACUCUCACAUUUCUCCUGGCCGACCCGCCCUACAGCUACAGUCCCGUGGUGAUCGGGCUGUUCGCGCUGAUCGGCGUCGCGGGCAUCCUGCUGGGCCCGCUGUACGCGAAAUACCUGAUCCAGCCGUUCGCACCCAUGUUCUCGUGUCUGGUGGGGCUGGUGGCCAAUCUCGUCGGUGUGGUCGUCGGCACCUACAGUGGCAAACAUACCGUCGCCGGACCCAUCAUCCAGGCCUUCACCCUGGACAUGGGCCUGCAGAUCACCCAGGUGGCCAAUCGCAGUGCCAUUGCCGCCAUCGAGCCGAACGGCCGCAAUCGCGUCAAUACCGCUUUCAUGCUCAUGACCUUUACCGGCCAGCUGACGGGCACGAGUGCCGGUGCGAAGCUGUAUGAGCGCGGUGGCUGGGUCGCCAGUGGGAGUCUCAGUGUUGCCCUGGUCGGGUUGACCUUUCUCGUUUGUCUGGCCAGGGGGCCGUAUGAGGACGGCUGGGUCGGUUGGGGCGGCGGAUGGGAUAUCAGGAAGAAGAAUCUGGCUGAGGCUACGAGCGGGCCUGUUCCGGUGGCGGUUGCGGGUGUGGAGCCAGCCGACGACGAAGAGAAGAAUCUUUCGCCCGUGAGGGUUAGGCUCCGCAAUAGUGACGAGGAGAAUCAGCGUCAGUCUGUCGCCAAUGCCGACCCGAUACAUGUGAGUGUGGGGGCGAGGCAGGAUAGGUAG
This is a messenger RNA of Capronia coronata CBS 617.96, 1599 nucleotides long. RefSeq lists its product as uncharacterized. Gene Ontology annotation, biological process: transmembrane transport. The coding region runs from base 1 to 1599 and encodes 532 amino acids. The record is from RefSeq and is a predicted model, not a curated record. The transcript has 2 exons. Gene Ontology annotation, molecular function: transmembrane transporter activity. NCBI's taxonomy places the organism in Eukaryota, Fungi, Ascomycota, Eurotiomycetes, Chaetothyriales, Herpotrichiellaceae.